AUGCACCGGGCACUCCAGACCUCAGACCUACCGGAUAACGUCAAGGGAGCAUUAAUAAUUUCACAUCGAGUACACAUUAAAGUGGUACGAUUUCAGGUAUAUCUAUUUAAGAAGAAGACCUCUGAGCAGUGGGACCCUGGGCUCACUCCUGGGGUCCUUGCCGGUGCAGGCUCCCCACUCAGCACCCAGGACGAGCUGCUGCAAGAACUAGUGCAGCCGGGACCCCUGGGACGACCCCUAGGCCUGGGGGGCUCUCCCGCACUGCCUGCUCCUCGCCCAGGGGGCACCCACCCUGCGCCCACCCGGGCUGCCCUCACCUGGUGGGCACCCGGCUCCUGGCCUCGGGUCCUGCUCGCGCCCGGGGCGCCUGGCCACAUCCUCCGCCUCUGCCGCGCGCCCCACCCUGCCGCCCGCGCGCUGCAGCGAGCCUGGCUGUGCCAGCUGCCUGGGAGCCCAGCCCCGGCGGGGAGAACUUUCCAGCGAAGGGGGGUGUGUGAGGGGGUGCAGGGGUGA
Elephantulus edwardii (Cape elephant shrew) is the source of this 513-nucleotide messenger RNA. RefSeq names its product chromosome unknown open reading frame, human C22orf26 (gene PRR34). Lineage: Eukaryota; Metazoa; Chordata; Mammalia; Macroscelidea; Macroscelididae. The record is from RefSeq and is a predicted model, not a curated record.